Molecule: messenger RNA, 125 nt
Organism: Racocetra persica
Lineage: Eukaryota; Fungi; Glomeromycota; Glomeromycetes; Diversisporales; Gigasporaceae
Source: the annotation of a GenBank genome assembly
AUGCCAACAAGAUUAUUAAGUCAUAUUAGCUGUGAGAGUUCGAAGUUGGAUCAACUAUUCUGUCAAAGUUGGUUACUGAUAACGGAAAUAGACACUAACAAACGGAAGAAGUCAGGAACUACUAG